Messenger RNA from Brenthis ino (lesser marbled fritillary), 6597 nucleotides. The record is from the annotation of a GenBank genome assembly. NCBI's taxonomy places the organism in Eukaryota, Metazoa, Arthropoda, Insecta, Lepidoptera, Nymphalidae.
AUGGAGGAGGACGAGAGGCGGCUGUCGUUUCCGCCGCCGGCGCCGCUGCACUCGCCCGGAGAAGAAAUAGACGGUUCUCGGCUUUUGGGAGAGAUAAUCCGAACCCUUGAGGCUACAAAUCCCGAGGCUGUGGCUCCUCUCGUCGCGUCGCAGUCUCGAGAUGCCCUCGAUAAGAAGGAGGAAGAACCUCGACGGGAGGAACUGCGGAUACCUCUCGAUGUCACGUUCUCAGAGUCAGUGGGGAAAGCUGAUGAGCCUCGAGCGGUGGUCACCCCCUUCACAAGAGAGUCGGCUAAGCGUGCGGGAUCGCGUGGGGCUCAAUUGGUCCGUGAGUUCGGUUUUAUGCCCCGACGUCGCCUCAGUGUCGAAGAUGGUGCCCGUCUCCCAAGGAAGUACGAGCCUUUCCCGCCGAAACUGUAUGGACGGCCUCUGGAAGAGAUCGACAAUUUUAUUUACGAUGAGACUUUCUGUGUGGUGUCGAAACGAUUUCGCAAGAACUAUAUUCACCGGUUCACGGCGACUCGAUCACUCUUUUGGUGGUCGCCGUGGUCUCCGGUCCGACGUGCGUGCGUCUACCUCUCGACCAACCAGUACUUUGACUACUUCGUCAUGGCCACCAUUCUGCUUAACUGUGUCUUCCUUGCCAUGUCGGAGACAAUCGAAGAGGCUGAGUACAUAUUCUUGGCGAUCUAUACGGCGGAGAUGAUAAUCAAAUGCAUAGCAAAAGGCUUCAUACUCAACAAGUACACUUACCUAAGGAACCCGUGGAACUGGCUAGACUUCGUUGUGAUCACUUCAGGCUACGCUACUAUCGGGAUGGAGGUCGGCAACUUAGCUGGUUUGAGAACCUUUAGAGUGCUGAGGGCGUUAAAAACAGUAUCAAUUAUGCCAGGUCUAAAAACUAUCAUCAAUGCACUACUCCAUUCCUUUAAGCAACUAGCAGAGGUAAUGACGCUGACAAUCUUUUGCCUCAUGGUAUUUGCAUUGUUUGCAUUACAAGUGUACAUGGGAGAGCUUCGGAACAAAUGCGUGCAAGAUCUAGUCGUUUCGCCUGGAGAGAAUUUUACUGAUGAAUUAUGGAUAAAUUGGAUCAGCAAUUCGUCUCAUUGGAUGGUGGAUGAUGAAGAAGUACCUAUUAUCUGCGGUAACCUGACCGGCGCGAGGCACUGUCCGCCGCAGUUCACUUGCCUGUGUGUUGGGCCCAAUCCUAACCAUGGGUAUACAAACUUUGACAACUUCCUAUGGUCAAUGCUCACCACCUUCCAACUCAUCACUUUGGACUAUUGGGAAAAUGUUUACAAUAUGGUACUAUCGUCUUGUGGACCAAUGUCGGUGUCGUUUUUCACCGUGGUUGUGUUUUUUGGAUCAUUCUACCUCAUCAACUUGAUGCUAGCCGUCGUAGCACUCAGCUACGAAGAAGAAUCGCAAAUAACGCAGGAGGAAAGGAAGAAAGAUCUUAACGAACAUCGUGACGAUUCAACAUUUAGCUUCGAUCCCACCUCUCUGGCAGUGAGGACGUUAGCCAGGGACUCCAAAAAACGGAUCGAUGCAAGAAAAGGAUUAUUACUUGCCUCGUACUCCAGAAAACGUACACGAAGACGCAAACGGGGAAAAAGCACUAUACAUCACACUAACACAGUGACUGUGACUGAGAGAUCGCGUUCGCGAUCCAGGUCGCGGUCAGUAACUCCUAGCGGGUCACCGCCGCCGCUGCCAGCACCACCUCCUCCGCCACCACCCCCACACACCUUACAUCCUGAUAAUGCCCUAGGUCGAGGAGCUCUAAGCGUCGCCGGCCGCCAGCUCAGUGAUCAUAGUAACAAUCGAGAGUCAUCAUUAGAUGAUUCUGGCGUAGUUGAUGAUCAUGAUGAUGGAGAGCACACAUCUGAUGACCAAGCGCCACAUCCUCACAGACGACAUUUGUUGCCAGUACAUCCACCAACGACACUACCCCUAAAACAGGAAAACAAAAAGCAUGAAUUAAAGAAAAAAGACAAAUCCAAAACAGAGAUACAAGUGGAAAACGCGAAAAAGAGUGAAAAAGCAAGCAUUCACGAAAGAUAUCCGCUUAACCCGGAUUAUCUAAAUCAGAUUGUGGUUCUAGGGGCGGACUGGCCAUACAAGCGCGCGCCCGACCUCCCCCAAGCGGAGACGACGAAAAUUAAUGAGCUCAGUUUAUUGGCAGCAACGCACAAAUCUCAUAUGGGCAAUUACGAGCAAAAUUGCACUUACUUCACAGAUGAACUUGUGGACAGGAACUGCGAAUGCUGCGUGACUUGUUGUAUAGACUACGAAGGUUGGCUGCAAUUCCAGAACUGUUUAUAUGGAAUAGUGAAGGAUCCAUUGUUCGAACUAUUCAUAACGACUUGUAUAGUUUUGAAUACGCUUUUUCUUGCCUUGGAGCAUCACGGAAUGAGUGAAAAUGUUAGACAGGCUUUAGAUAUAGGAAAUAAGGUUUUCACGUCAAUAUUUACUUUAGAAUGUAUAAUGAAAGUGAUGGCAAUGAGUAAAGACUUCUUCGCUUGUGGAUGGAACAUUUUCGACUUAAUCAUAGUAUCUGCUAGCCUGUUGGAUCUCAUUUUUGAGCUUGUAGAUGGUCUAUCCGUAUUACGGGGCCUUAGAUUGUUGCGAGUGUUAAAGUUAGCUCAGUCAUGGACUACAAUGAAAGUUUUGUUGAGUAUUAUAAUAUCAACUAUAGGUGCUCUCGGUAACUUGACGUUUGUGUUAGUGAUAGUUAUUUAUAUAUUUGCUGUAAUUGGUAUGCAGCUCUUCUCUAAAUCGUAUACUCCAGAAAAAUUCGACCCUGACCCUGUGCCGAGGUGGAACUUCAACGACUUUUUCCACUCAUUCAUGAUGAUAUUUCGUAUUUUAUGCGGAGAGUGGAUCGAGCCGUUAUGGGAUUGUAUGCGUGCAGAACAAGCGAGCGGUGCGGAAAGCUGCUUCUUCAUAUUCUUACCCGCUCUAGUUAUGGGCAACUUCAUGGUGCUCAACCUCUUUCUUGCUUUGCUGCUCAAUAGCUUUAAUAGUGAAGAACUUAAAAAUAGAAAAGAGGAAGUAGGAGACGAUUCAAAAUUAGCUAAAAGUUUUGAUAGAAUACGAUCAAUAAUUGGAAAAAAAGGUUUUCUUAUAUCUAGAAGUAAAGAGACUGAAAAGAAAUCUAAAUUAGAAGAGCUAGUUAAUGAAUAUAUGUUACAAAAUCGUACAGUAGAGAAAAAAAUGUCAAUUCCUAGCGAACAAAGAUUUUCAGGGGUACAAGAAACUAUAUUAUUUCCUCACGACAAUAUUUAUAGUCAUAGUUAUCAAGAAGCGUUAAAUAGGCCAAUAAGUGUAGGUUCUGAAUUCGGAUUUCCACCUAUUUAUCAAGCAGGGAAUAAUUUUAACCAUGGUAGUCAAGAAACUCUAAAAGAUGUUCGAGACUUAGCUGCAGAACAUAAAAUAACUAGUAUAAGAGAAGAUUCCAAAGAAAACCUUGAUGAUAAUUCACCUGUUGAUCUCAUCACCGCUCAGAGGCUAUUAAAUCAGAUGUCGUCUGGUUAUCACACACAACCCUCAGAUUCUAGAGAUGAUGAACACUAUGAAAUGGCGCAAAUAUCCAGUAGAACAACUCCUGAAAAAUCAAGGCGUCACGCAAGAGAAUUAUCCAGAAAUCUACUUAGAGAAUCAGGGGCUAAACCUGGUGAAGAAGAUAUGAAGCAUCCUUGGCAAACAUUAGUUUCAUAUGUAGAUGAAUUGACUGUAGGUGGAAGAAAGAACUCAAAAGGUCAAUAUGCAGAUCCCACGGGAAAGUUUCCGGGAUUCGGAAAGCAAAAGGAGCCGAAAGUACCUGAAAAUUGUUUUCCCCGACAAUGCUAUAAACAGUGCUCUUGCUGGGAUGCUUGUAUUCAAACGAAAUUAGGACAGAAAUGGAUGUUUAUACGUACAUUUGUGUUGCGUUACGUUGAUACUCCAGCUUUUGAGUGGUUCGUCUUAGUUCUAAUUUUUGCCUCAAGUAUUACUCUGUGUUUUGAGGAUAUACAUUUAGAAAAAAAUAAACCACUUAAAAAAAUACUUUAUUGGACAAACCUCAGCUUCUGCAUGAUAUUUGUUAUAGAGAUGUUUUUCAAGUGGAUAGCGUUGGGCUUCUACCGAUACUUCACAAGUUUCUGGACGUUACUUGAUUUUACAAUAGUGUUCGUAUCAGUAUUUAGUUUGUUAAUAGAAGAAAAUGAAAAUUUAAAAGUAUUGCGAUCUCUUAGAACUCUGAGGGCAUUAAGGCCUCUAAGAGCCAUUUCCCGAUGGCAAGGUAUGCGUAUAGUUGUGAACGCUCUUAUGUACGCUAUACCUAGUAUUUUCAAUGUGUUACUAGUAUGUCUAGUGUUUUGGCUAAUAUUUUCUAUCAUGGGAGUGCAGUUUUUUGGAGGAAAAUUUUUUAAAUGUGUGGAUGGUGAUGGGGAAUUAUUACCCUUAGAGAUAGUUAAUGACAAAUGGGAGUGUGAAUACAACAAUUAUACGUGGAUCAAUUCAAAAAUAUCCUUCGAUCACGUUGGAAUAGCAUAUUUAGCUUUAUUUCAAGUAGCUACAUUCGAAGGUUGGAUGGAAGUGAUGGCUGACGCAGUUGAUGCUAGAGGAGUAAACUUACAACCAGCGAGAGAAGCUAAUCUUUACGCUUAUAUAUACUUUGUUAUAUUUAUCGUAUGCGGAUCAUUCUUCACACUUAAUCUAUUUAUAGGAGUAAUUAUAGAUAACUUUAAUAUGCUCAAAAAAAAGUAUGAGGGUGGAGUGCUUGAAAUGUUUCUCACGGAAAGCCAAAAGCAUUAUUAUACGGCUAUGAAAAAGUUAGGUAGGAAAAAGCCCCAGAAAGUAAUAAAGAGGCCAAGGAAUCAAUUUCUAGCUAUGUUUUACGAUUUAUCAAAUUCAAGGAGGUUUGAAAUAGCUAUAUUCGUUCUUAUAUUCUUAAAUAUGCUCACAAUGGGCAUAGAGCAUUACGACCAACCGCAUUCGGUAUUUUUCGUAUUAGAAGUUAGUAAUGCGUUUUUUACUACUGUUUUUGGCUUAGAGGCAAUAGUUAAAAUUGUAGGUCUACGCUAUCACUAUUUUACAGUACCAUGGAAUGUUUUCGACUUUUUGCUAGUUCUAGCUUCUAUAUUAGGUAUCGUCAUGGAAGAUAUAAUGAUAGAUUUGCCAAUAUCUCCCACUUUACUUCGAGUAGUUCGAGUUUUCCGCAUAGGGAGAAUUUUAAGACUGAUUAAAGCCGCGAAAGGCAUAAGGAAACUGUUGUUCGCCUUAGUGGUAUCGUUACCCGCACUAUUCAAUAUUGGCGCCUUACUUGCCUUAAUAACAUUCAUCUACGCGAUUAUUGGCAUGUCUGUGUUCGGACACGUGAAAGAACAGGGCGCAUUAGAUGAUAUUGUCAAUUUUCAAACGUUUGGUAGAAGCAUGCAAUUACUUUUUCGUCUUAUGACAUCUGCUGGUUGGAACGAUGUUUUAGAAUCUCUCAUGAUUCAACCUCCUGAUUGUGAGCUUGGUGACCACGGACACACUAAUGGAAACUGCGGAAGUCCUUUGUUAGCUAUAACAUAUUUCACAUCUUUUAUCAUCAUAAGCUAUAUGAUUGUAAUAAACAUGUACAUUGCUAUUAUUCUUGAGAAUUUCAAUCAAGCUCAUCAAGAAGAAGAGAUUGGUAUCGUUGAAGAUGACUUAGAAAUGUUUUAUAUCAGAUGGUCUAAAUAUGAUCCACACGCUACUCAAUUUAUUAGUUUUGUUCAAUUAUCUGACUUUAUAGCUUCUUUAGACCCUCCUCUAGGAAUAUCUAAACCGAAUACAGUGGCUCUUGUCAGUUUUAAUUUACCUAUUGCUAGGGGUAACAAAAUCCACUGCUUAGACAUUUUACAUGCACUCGUUAAGCAUGUAUUAGGUCAUGUGGAGGAAACUGAUACUUUUAGACAGUUACAAGAACAAAUGGAUAUUAAAUUUAAGAAACAAUUCCCAACGAGAAAAGAGUUAGAAAUAGUGUCUUCUACACGAAUAUGGAAAAGGGAAGACAAAGCUGCACGAACAAUACAACGGUCAUGGAGAGAAUAUGUAAAAAGGAAAAAUCGAAGUCCUUCACAAGAGGAAGAGAGUACGAAGUGGUCUCCAGGGCACGGUUGGGGAGGUAAAUUAAGUGCGUUGUUGCACGUACGGAGAGGAUCACACGCGUCCAGUCGAAAAUCAUCGAGAGCAUCUGAUGCUUCUGAUCUGAGUGAUAUUGGCGGAGCUUGGCUUAAUUUACCACUUUUAUUGCUGCCUGGAGCAACUCCAAAUGAACAGGCUAGUGGUUCAGAAACUGCCCCACUUCGCAGAAGGUCUGCAUAUGGCUUGCCCCUAUUCCUUCGACAUCAGGAUGCCGUGGACGAGGACGUCGUCCCGAAACGAGCAGGUUCACUUCGUCUGACCUCCCGGCGUAGCUCUGCGCGUCGUCCCACCCCGCCCGCGCGCGCUUGUACCCCCUCCCCUCACGCCAACAGCGCUGUCAGCAUCCUUGUGACGGAAGCGUCCCCCGACGCCGCGCCGCCGCCCGCCGCGCCCCCUACCGUCGUCCGCGUGCUAGUGCACAGAGAGAGCGACGAACACCCCAGC